Molecule: messenger RNA, 489 nt
Organism: Microbotryum saponariae
Lineage: Eukaryota; Fungi; Basidiomycota; Microbotryomycetes; Microbotryales; Microbotryaceae
Source: the annotation of a GenBank genome assembly
AUGUCGAGCUCGAAAGCCGGCUCGAGUACGGUUGGUACGACGGCGCAGAACCCAUUCUACCAAGCCUAUCGUCGUAGUUCGUGAGUUGUUCUGUGGGUGCUCAAGGGUGGUCACUCCCUCCCCCCCUUUUCUCGCUCCCUUCCCUGCGGUUCAAGUCGCUGAUCACACUUCCUUUGAAUCUACAGACUCGGUCUCGCGUUGAUGGAAUCGCUCGACGAACUGAUCCAAUCCGGCCACCUGUCCCCUCAACUCGCUCUCAAACUGUUGGCCCAAUUCGAUAAAUCGGCGACGCUCGCUUUCAGUUCGCACCUCAAAACGAAAGCGACCGUACGGAGUCCCUUGAAGGUGUACAAUCACGUCGAGGACGUGUGGACGUUUACGUUGGACAGACCGACGUUCAAGUUGGAGAAUAACGCCGAGACCGUGGUCGGAAGGGGCAGAUGUAAGAUCGUGGCGCUCAAGGCAGGCUCCGCCGAUUUGAAGGCGUGA